Molecule: messenger RNA, 1530 nt
Organism: Athene cunicularia (burrowing owl)
Lineage: Eukaryota; Metazoa; Chordata; Aves; Strigiformes; Strigidae
Gene: IST1
Product: IST1, ESCRT-III associated factor
Exons: 10
Coding region: 268-1365 (365 amino acids)
Biological process (GO): protein transport
Source: RefSeq, a predicted model, not a curated record
CUUCCCUCGGCGCCGCCUCGCUGGGGACGGCAGCGGGGCGGGAGGGGGGAUCUCUCCCGCUCAGCGCCGUCAGCUCCGCCGGUGAAGCUGCCCCAGGGUCUCCCUCGCGCUUCUCUGAACUAGCUCUGGCCUUUGGGCAGCUACGCGGCGAGUCCCGCCGGCUGGCUAACGCACCUGGCAACCGCCCUAGCAACCGGCUAGUUGCUCUGCUUGUAAAGCUCUUGGUUCCAAUGACCUUCUCCUCUUCUUCCACAGAAAGUGUUCAUCAUGUUGGGCUCUGGGUUCAAGGCUGAGCGCUUGCGAGUCAACCUGCGUCUUGUCAUCAACCGUCUCAAACUGCUGGAGAAAAAGAAGACCGAGCUGGCCCAGAAGGCAAGGAAGGAGAUAGCAGAUUAUCUGGCAGCUGGCAAAGAUGAGCGUGCCAGGAUUCGUGUGGAGCAUAUCAUCCGUGAAGAUUACCUUGUGGAGGCCAUGGAGAUCCUGGAGCUGUACUGCGAUCUGCUGCUAGCCCGCUUUGGCUUGAUUCAGUCCAUGAAGGAGCUGGACUCUGGCCUGGCAGAAGCGGUGUCUACACUGAUUUGGGCUGCACCACGACUCCAGUCAGAAGUGGCUGAGUUGAAGAUUGUUGCUGACCAGCUGUGUGCCAAGUACAGCAAGGAGUAUGGGAAGCUGUGCCGGACAAACCAGAUCGGGACAGUCAAUGACAGGCUGAUGCACAAGCUGAGCGUGGAGGCGCCGCCCAAGAUUCUGGUGGAGAGAUACCUGAUCGAGAUCGCCAAGAACUACAACGUGCCCUACGAGCCUGACUCGGUGGUGAUGGCUGAAGCCCCUGCAGGUGGAGAGGCAGAUCUAAUUGAUGUGGGAUUCACGGAUGAUGUGAAGAAGGGUGGCCAUGGAGGGGGAGGAGGUGGUGGAUUUACAGCCCCGCUGGUCGGUCACGAUGGGCUAGUGCCCAUGCCUGUGAUGAUGCCGAUGCCCAUGCCAACGCCGAAUCCGCCCUUCUCCUACCCGCCUCCAAAGGGACCGGAGAACUUCAACGGCCUGCCAGUGGGGACCUACCAGCCUUUCGCUAACAUCCAUCCACCGCCGAUCCCAGCAACCCCGCCGACAUACGAGUCUAUCGAUGAGCCUGAUGCUGACAAGGAGGCUUCUGCGCCGGUGCCCGGGCCCGGGCCCAAGUCAGAAGCUUCUCCUAAACCGAGAGCUGGAGCUCCUAAUACCGUCAGUAACUUUGUGCUGCCUGAGCUGCCAUCUGUGCCCGAUACGCUGCCAACAGCCUCUGCUGGCGCCAACUCUUCCACCUCUGAAGACAUUGACUUUGAUGAUCUCUCUCGGAGGUUUGAGGAGCUAAAGAAGAAAACAUAAAACCGAUGGGGCUACAACUCCAGUGUGAGGCAGGAGUGGUGAUGGCUGCUUCUCUCCAAGACAGACUUCCCUUUGAAACUUGUUUUUUCUCUAUUAACCUCUGAUGAAUGCGCGCUCUUCUUGAACUGUUCCUGCUGUACUUAAACCAAGCGCUGCCACUUUCCC